CACCAGCCUCGGGAUGCGGCUGCUGCUGCUGCUGCUGCUCCUGCCCGCGGCCACAGGUGCCUGGGUGCUGGAAGGUCACACCUGUGCCCCGCCCUGGCAGGCCGCGCUGUUCCGGGGCCGGCGCUUCAUCUGCGGGGGCACCCUGGUGGCGCCCAGGUGGGUCCUGACGGCGGCGCACUGCCACGCCCCCGGCCCCAUCACCGUCCGCCUGGGCCGCCCCACCCACCCCCAGGUGCGCCCAGGUGAGGCCUCUCCCAACCCCCCCCCUCCAGGCGAGGCCUCACCUGCGCCAGGCGAGCCGGGGGCGGGGCCGGGCGAGGCCUCACCUGCGCCAGGUGAGCAGCGGCGCCUCUCGGUGCGCACCUUCCCCUACCCCGGCUACAACGAGAGCUCCAAGGACGGCGACCUGAUGCUGCUGCGGCUGCAGGUGCCGGCGCACCUGAGCCGCCAGGUGAGCCCCCUGCCGCUGGCACGCACCUGCGCCGCGCCCGGAACCACCUGCCAGAUCUCGGGAUGGGGCUCCGUCACCAGCCCCACAGUGACGUUCCCGCAGGCCCUGCACUGCAGCCAGGUGCGGAUCGUACCUGAGCUCACCUGUCGCCGCAUCUACCCCGACUCCAUCACCCCCAACAUGGUCUGUGCCGGAGAGCCCCAGAGCCGCGCCGACACCUGCCAGGGCGACUCCGGGGGGCCCCUGGUGUGCAACGGGCGCCUGCAGGGCAUCACCUCCUGGGGGCCGGGGGUCUGCGGGGACCCCCACAAACCCGGCGUCUACGUCAACCUCUGCCGCUACGGCCGCUGGCUGCACCACACCAUGGCCCGGAACUGACCCAAAACCCGCCCGAUUCGCCCCAAAAAUGGACGCGCCGGCCACAGAAACCCCCGGGGGCCACGAGCCCAAAAAUCCCAAAAAUGCA
Camarhynchus parvulus is the source of this 917-nucleotide messenger RNA. RefSeq names its product kallikrein-14-like. Lineage: Eukaryota; Metazoa; Chordata; Aves; Passeriformes; Thraupidae. Gene Ontology annotation, biological process: proteolysis. The transcript is spliced from 6 exons. Gene Ontology annotation, molecular function: serine-type endopeptidase activity. The coding region runs from base 14 to 829 and encodes 271 amino acids. The record is from RefSeq and is a predicted model, not a curated record.